Amoebophrya sp. A120 is the source of this 806-nucleotide messenger RNA. Lineage: Eukaryota; Dinophyceae; Syndiniales; Amoebophryaceae. The record is from the annotation of a GenBank genome assembly.
GCCGUAGGUAUUUCGCCGGUGUGGAGUGGGUGCGCGCAUACUUCAGCAAGUGGCCCCGCAUUCCCCGGCGGCCGGGCCAUCCAUGGCGCGCAGCUCCUCGCUGCCCAGGACUGCGCAGGCGGCCGCGCCCACAUCGAUCCUUCCACCACAUGAAAAGGUGUCCGCGGGCGGCAAGAUUCUGGGAGGACAAAGACGCGCGAGAAUUUCAUCGCGGUGGGCAGCGCAGCAGCCUGCAGCGUCUACCCCCCCAAAGAGACCAGGGCUGUGUCGGCAGCUGUGCCAUGGCCCGGGCUUUGAGCCGCCGGCGCUGAUUUCGAUCGAGCGACCGAGCCAGCGCCCCCGGCCGGGGGUGAGUGUGCUUGCGCGCGCCGGCCCCGCGCCCGUUGCCUGUUUAUCUAAUUGCAGCCUGGCGUGUUGUGUGGGGCGGUGGGGCUCUCUGCCCCGCGGGGCGGUUUCAUACAUAUAUCGCGCGCCUAAAGGCGCCCCACUGCCACCGCCUUUUUUUCAUUCGUGCGCCGGCGUUCUCCCAGCGAGCGGCUGCGCACACAGCCUGCCUGCGCGCGCUGCUUGAUUCGGCGCGCAUGCAUCUUGCAUUAUGCAAAGUGGGAAGGGCGGCUGCGGGCAAGGGUGUGCGUGAGUGUGGCGAAGCUGCCCAUUCCACAGUGUGUGCCCUUUCUUUGGUUUCGGCCUGGAGAUGUCCAGAAUGUAUUGCGUUGUGGAGGGGGCGCAUUGUUUUCACGCAACCCAGUGAGAUAGACCCAGGCCGUCUAGCUUGGUUGAGCAUGUGUAUUUUCGCAGCUGGCGGC